UAAAUGACUAGCUCCGAAGUAAUCAAGGCCAAUCCAUCCUCGAAACCGCCAAACAAGCCCAACACAACCUGUAAACGGUAAGGGAUACCUGAGAAGGGCAGUGCAGGGACACGGCUGUUUCAUAUGUGCGUUUGGUGGACAUUAGGUUCUAGGUCCCUCCGCGCGCUCACAUACGCGGUAUGCUAGCAUGAAAGCGAGGCGCUUGUUUUGAAGACACGAGGUCAAACCAGAGAAAGAAAGCUCUUUUAAACAGCUGAAUUCUCAGCUGAAUUUCCUCCUUCAUUCCUAAAACCACAUCAAACAAAGUGUGAAGCACAUUCACAAGGCAACAUGUAUAAACUUUAUUUGUACUGUUUGGUGAGAUUCGAGAAGAAAUAUGGGUAAAACCGCUCGGCAAAUUUUACAUUUCGAAGAUGGCAUCAGCAGAAGUUGGAUUUUUCGUGAACUUCACGGCGGGAUAUGACAGGGACUCACACUUAUUCCUUCAAUUCGGUACUUCAAUCUUCAGCCCAACUUCUUGUACUAUGGUUUGUCUCUCCUCUUGGCCCAUCCUUUGCAUCUCAGCCUUUUUCGGUCGCAUGGAGCUGCUAUAGGCUGCGUCAGAGCCUCUUUACAUAUAGCACAGAAAACAAAGUCGGGAGGACACACAAAGCGUUCAGUUUCUGGCAAUUUGUUAACUGCGGUAAUCAUUUCCUUUGGUAUUGACUGAAUAUUCGUGGCUGUGUUGCUCUGCUCGUUUUGGGAUUAACCCUUUGGUCUUUCUCUUCCCACGCCCUUUUUUGGGGGCCGUCCGCCUUGCCUUUUGGCUGCAAAAAUUAAACAUAUUUUGCAUUGUAGAGAAUGCCGGCCCCAAGUAAAAAGCUUUCUAACAUUGCGUUUGUCAAGGUGUGAAUAGCAAGUAUGGCAUACUUGUUCAGGAUGGAUCAGUUGGUUGUCUUUUUCGAUGUUGAUGCCAUAGAUUUGAUAAAUUUUAGAUUUUACAAAUUCAUUGGUUUUCCAAAACUUGCUACUUCUUCAACAACACAACAAUUUUUUCAACUUUAUUCAUACUGUAGAGGUAAUGGAUGUGAAGUUGCACUGCCAACAAUAACAAAGUUUGUUACCUGCAUGCUAUAUAUUGAACGAUUUUAGUUUAUUACAUCACUCCAUAAUCUGGACAAAGAUUCUUUGUUAGAGCAGGAGAAUUUUCCAGGUUUACUUUUAGAUGGAAGUUCAUCCCGAAGUAGAGAUGUUUUGUCCACCACAUGUAAUUCAAACUUUGUAUAAAUAUAUCAUUUUCUUUUAAGAAAAUUGAUAUUUAUGAAUAAUACUUACCUAAAAUCUAAAUUGAAUAAUGCUCAUUUGCCAUCAAAUGAUAUGCACCGGAACAAAAGUAUUGUAUUCCCGGAUGUACCAACUAUAUUACCCAGGCCCCGCCGGUAAUACACCACUACGUUUUGUGCAACUAGCAGCAGCAGUAGAAGGAUCUCAAAGCGGCGAUGUGGAGUACACCUAACCAGGAGUAUGGUGGGCAAAAUCAUUUAGAUUUUAGUAAACCAUUUCGUAAACUUAGCCUAAAAUCUGAAUUGAAUACCUGAUUAUCAUGAUUAAUGGUGGGUACAUCCUAAAGAUUGAAGUAGCCACUAAAUCCAGCAGGUUAAAUUCCUCACUGGAAUACUGUGACCAAGUUGAAGAACAUCCACUGAAUGGACACUUUAAAUCAAUGACUGUUGGCACAAAAACAAGUAAGAGCUUUAGCUAUAGAUCCCUUUUACAGUAGACUGAGCUACAGAGAGUGGACCAAGUCUGUGGAUCUUUUCUGAGAAACCUGACAUGUCCCUGAGAUAUUAGCUAGUUAAUGUGGAUUCAUUGUUCCAAUAUGCUGCUUUAAAAAUACUAUCUAAAGGCGCAUCGUUAAAUAGUGCCCAAGAAGAUGCGAUAGCUCGAGCUUCAUGGGCUGAUAUACCAGCCAAAUCUCUAUAAUACUCUUUGUCACCCAAGGUACAGUAAGCCUGUCUUAUAGCAGAUCUAAUCCACCUUGAGAUAGAGUUAGGUGUUAAUUUGUUAGACCCAUCACCUAACUUAUAAGGAAUGAAAAGCCAAAAGCAGUUUCCUCGUUUGGGCUGAGUACGCCUAAUAUAUACUUUAGAUUGUAUAAUCCUCUGAAUUGCUUUUUUUUAAUCUUCAUGCAUUUCUUUAUUUUCCUCUACGCUACUACCAUCGCUACCGUCGCCGUCAUUUCUCAUAUUGUCUACAUCAGUAUCUUGAUUGCUGUAAGUGCUACCAUUUUCCUUAGAAUCAGUAUCGCCACUGUCACUUUCAACAUCGAUAUCCUCGAUACCACUUCCAUCAUUUGCAUCAUUGUCAUCAUCAUCGUCGUAGUCCUCCUUAUCACUAACAUUAUCAUCACCACCUUGCCAUUGUUUGAAACAAAAUUCGGAGUCGGCUUCAAGGAGCAUGGAUUCGGAUUAACAAUUAAUUAUUGUUCAACAUGAAUAACAACAUUUUUCUCUCCAUCAAAAUGCUGUCGACUAGAGCUUGAAAGGCUUGAAGCGGAAUAGGCUAGUGAAUGUGGAUUGUAAAUUCGAACAAUGUUAAAAAACUGUAGACCGCUUAAACCCCUCCUUGAGAUAAUUAUACCUUGUUUUAUGUAAUUGUGUGCCUUAGCUAUUGCUAGCGACUCUGACGCGUCCGGUAGAAUACCAAUCCAAAAUCAACCAUUUUUACUUUACUCCUCUUCACUCGCUGUUGCGGAUAAGGCGUGUCCUUUUAAUUGUCACACAGAAUGGCAAUUCAACCGCCUCAAGGUCCUUUUUAGUUAGCUGCGAUAGGAGCCUAAACUCAUUUACAGUUGUGAACUGAAAAGAACCAAAAAUAUAAGAAUGUAUAUUGUACAGGGUAUAAAAUAUCUUUAACCCUUUCCGGACCAGGUAGCACUACAGUGCUACCUGACCACGUUGUCAUAUAAUUAGGGAGUCCUGUGGUACCCAUUUGCCGUGAAUUAGAACUUUUAGGGGCCUGGGCACUAAAAUAUGUAAGAGGAAGCCAUUUUCUUUUGAGACAUUCAAAGAUCAUCGAUUUCUCGUGUUUUGGAGUGAUAUUUUUCAAUUUUUCGACCUGAUGUUUACAGCUGGGGUAUUUAAAAAUGGCGUCAGUUAGAGUGAGAAGAAAUCGGCAGCGAAAUCUAACGGUAGAUGAAGUUUUAUCGAGUGUUUUUGACGAAAACACAACAGAUUUGGACUCUUCUGACUCGGAGGAUGGCGAAGAUGAAUUACCAACGUUAUUCCCGGCAAUUCCAGCCGAUCUAGAAGACGAUUCUGUCGAAAGUGUAAGCUCUUAUGAGGACUCCAGCAGCUCUUCGAGUGAUUCAGAGUUUGAUCGACGUCAAAGUGUGACAAAUCAGCGACAAGAGAAAGCGAGAAAUCUUCGUGAAUGUUCACAAAAUGCUCGAAGAACUAUUCGAGGGGUUCGCAGAGGAAGAGGUGCCAGGCGAGGCAGAGCAAUUUCAGUUCAACAAAGGAGAGAAAUCCAAGAUGGCGGCCGUCAACAAUAUAUUUGGUCGAAAGAGGUCAACAGAAGAAUUUUAAAACCGUUUACAAAUGCUGUUGGGCUGGCAAAUAGAGGACAGAGGAGGGAGAAAUCUGCUCUUGAGUAUUUUGAAUUAUUUUUUGACCAAGAGGUUUGGGAUUGCCUCGUCACUAUGACCAACCUGAAUGCAGAGAGGAAGGGAGCCAAGGGUACUAGUGGUGGACAAUGGAAACCAAUAACACAGGAUGAAAUGAAGGCCUUUUUUGGCUUGAACAUUGCUAUGGGAAUUGUUAAACUUCCUGAGGCAAAAAUGUAUUGGCAGAAGAAAAUAUGGCUCUUGACUGUUCCCUCAUUCAGUCAAGUCAUGUCUCGUAACAGAUUCUUUCAGAUUCUACAGUACAUUCAUGUCUCAGAUGACUCCAACAUUGUGCCUUCUGGGCAACCUGGUUAUGAUAAAUUGCAUAAAAUCAAGCCACUUUUGAAUCUUCUUUUCCCUAAAUUUGAAAAUGCCUACAAUCUGCACAAAAACAUUUCAAUUGAUGAGUGCAUGAUUCCAUGGAGAGGACGUUUAUCAUUUCGCCAGUUUAUUGCGAACAAACCUGUCCGGUUUGGUAUCAAGGUUUGGGUGCUAGCCGAUUCUGAAUCAAAGUAUGUCUACCGACAGCAACUGUACAUUGGAAAGAAUCCUGGGGAAAGAGCUGAGGUUGGACUGGCAGCAAGGGUUGUAAAAGAGCUGUGUUCAGGCCUUGAAGGUAUGGGACAUCACCUCUAUACUGACAACUAUUAUACCAGUGUUGAACUCUAUCAGUUCUUGUUUGACAACCAAAUAUAUGCAUGUGGAACAAUAAAGGGAAACAGAAAAAACUUUGCAAAGGAGGUUCUAUUUGAGAAUACAAGAGGACUUGCUAGGGGUAGUAGUAAGUGGCUUAUGUGUGGACCUCUUCUGGCAGUGGGGUGGCUUGACAACAAGGCUGUAUAUUUUUUAUCUACAAUUCACCCCCCUGAGUUUCCAGUUCGUGCUCCAGUCCAUGCAAGAAAUGUCAAAAGAAGAGGUGCAGGUGAAGGAGGACAAAGUGGCGAUAUUCCUUGCCCACCCCUUCUCAAAGAUUAUAAUGCCUAUAUGGGGGGUGUGGACCAGUCUGACCAGAUGCUUAGGUACUAUACAUGUAUCAGAAAGACGGUGAAAUGGUACCGUCGUGUACUGUUUCAUGAAGUAGAGGUGGCAAUCCACAAUGCUUUUGUGUUAGAGUGUGAGGAUAGAGAGGGUACACCUAGACCAAUCAGAACCUCUCUGGAGUUCAGAGAAGAGCUUGCUGAGAACUUGAUUGGCAACAUGCGGGUUGCCCAUAAUGCUGCCCAGAGACCCCCCAGAAAUGAGGAGCUAAGACUGACUGAUGUUGGUUUGCAUUUGCCUGAAAUGCGUCAGGAUAAGGGUAACUGUGCUGUUUGUAGUAAGAAAAUAAGAAAAACCCACUCUGACAGGUAUAAGGAUGUGCCAUUGGCCAGAAGACCCAAGGUUCCCUACGUGCCACGCCCUAGCAUCUAUUGCAAUGUGUGUAAUGUCUUCCUCUGCUUGCAGAAAGAUCAAAACUGUUGGAAAGAUUUCCAUACAAAAGUGGAGUACUGGCGAUAGACUAUGUUUUUAGGUGUUUUUGCAUUGACAUUUUCUAGUUUUUAUGAAAUUAUGUUAUGUGUCUAAAGAUAAAAUAUUGAUUUUUAGUAUGAUAUUUUUUGAUAAAUUCUUAUUUUGUAAAUUCAAUUUCCAUCAAACCAAUGUACUGAGUACUGAAAUAUCUAAUUUAAAGUAAAGAACAACAUUUAAGCUUUAAUUUCAUAUAUAACAUAAAGUACAUUUCAAAGUCUGGGUUGUCCCAAUAAAUAUUCUUUCGUUAUCACA
Molecule: messenger RNA, 5404 nt
Organism: Nematostella vectensis (starlet sea anemone)
Lineage: Eukaryota; Metazoa; Cnidaria; Anthozoa; Actiniaria; Edwardsiidae
Product: piggyBac transposable element-derived protein 4
Exons: 2
Coding region: 3125-5140 (671 amino acids)
Source: RefSeq, a predicted model, not a curated record